This is a messenger RNA of Gadus macrocephalus (Pacific cod), 6085 nucleotides long. It is a transcript of the gene jarid2b, whose product is annotated as jumonji and AT-rich interaction domain containing 2b. Gene Ontology annotation, molecular function: DNA binding; histone demethylase activity. The transcript is spliced from 12 exons. The annotation marks the transcript as partial. The record is from RefSeq and is a predicted model, not a curated record. Gene Ontology annotation, biological process: chromatin remodeling. NCBI's taxonomy places the organism in Eukaryota, Metazoa, Chordata, Actinopteri, Gadiformes, Gadidae. Gene Ontology annotation, cellular component: nucleus.
CUCCUCUUCCUCCAGGCCUCCAGAGUGAACGGGCUGACGCGGGGCUCCACGGCGGGCGCCAAGAAGGGGCGGGACUUCCGGCUGCCAGCCCGAACUGUGAAGAAGUACACGGCCACCGUGUCCAAGGGCCGCGUCACCUACACCAAAGCCAAGCAGAGGGACCUGGGCGAGAAAACCAAACGGCUCAGCAGCAGCAAACACAGCAACGGCAGCGGGGCCGCUGCCCACAAUCACAGCCACAAUCAGCACAGCCAGCCAGCAGCCGGCCCCCCGCCGGCCCACUCAGGGAGAGCCGCGCCGGUGGCGGUGGCGGCGGCGGCGGCGUCCACAGCGCCGGCCCACCACAGCAAUGCAAAAACCCGCAAACAGGUGCUAAUGUCCAACGGGGGGCUGCUGCACAAGGUGGCCGCGGGCACCCGCCUUAACGGCCGCCUCAACGGGCAGCGCCACAACUACCAGGCCCAGGCUCAGGCGCAGGCCGACAGCCAGGGCCGGGAGGGCCGGGAGGGCCGGGAGGGCCUGCGCCACUCCAAGAGGCGGCUGGAGUCGUCGGGCGGCAGCGGCGGCGGCAGCGAGGCCAAGAGGUCCGGCGCGGUCGCCGCGACGACCGCCACCACCGCCGCCGUCGCCGAGGCCAAGAAGGCCAAGCUCCAGGCCCCUCCCCUGGAGACGCGUAGCAACAGCAGCACGGGCCGGAAGGCGGGCCUGCAGGAGAAGGCCGCCGCCCCGUUGGCGCCGGUGACCAACGGACACGCCCCCGAGCCCACCGCCGCCACGGCGCCCUCCGCCCCGGUCGCCCUGCCCUCCACGCCCCCUCCCCGACAGAGCCCGCCCCCCUCCUCACCAGCAGCCAGCACGGAGCCAAUCAACACGCGGCCCAAGCGGGCGUCGGCGGGCAAGCUGAUGUUGAUCCGACAAGCACAGCAGCAGCAGCAGAGCAGGUCUCACGCUCGCAGCGCCUCCUCCUCCUCCUCCUCCUCGUCCUCCUCCUCUUCCUCGUCGUCGUCGUCCUCCUCCUCUUCCUCCUCCCCCGCCCCGGGCCACAACCCGGGGCGCGCCGGCACUACCUCAGACCCCCAGCACCCGGCGGCGGCGGCCUCCCCCUCCCUCUCCACCUCCUCCCCCUCCUCCUCCCGGACGGGCCUGCACGCCGGCCCCCCCGGCCCGGGGGACCGCGAGCGGGAGUGGGAGCGGGAGAAGGAGCUCUCCCGGCAGCAGGAGGGCGAGCCGGACCGCGAGCGCCGGCGGAGCCGCCCCGAGGGCUGGCCGUCGCUGAGCGCGGCGCCCGUCCUCCGGCCGGGCUCGCAGGAGUUCCAGGAUCCCCUGGUGUACCUGGCGGCGGUGCGGGAGCGGGCGGAGGGCGCGGGGCUGUGCCGCGUGGUGCCCCCCCCCGACUGGCGGCCCGAGUGCAAGCUGAGCGAGGAGAUGCGCUUCGUGACGCAGGUGCAGCGCGUCCACAAGCUGGGCCGGCGCUGGGGGCCCAACGUGCAGCGCCUGGCCUGCAUCCGCAAGCACCUCAAGGCCCAGGGCAUCCGCAUGGACGAGACCCCCGUCAUCGGCGGCUGCGAGGUGGACCUGGCCCGCUUCUUCCAGCUGAUCAACGACAUGGGCGGCAUGCAGCAGGUGAUGGACCUGAAGAAGUGGAACAAGCUGGCCGACCUGCUGCGCAUCCCGCGCUCGGCCCAGGACCGGCUGGCCAAGCUGCAGGAGGCCUACCUGCAGUACCUGCUCUCCUACGACUCGCUGGGCGCGCCCGAGCGCCUGCGGCUGCACGCGCAGGUGCUGCGCGAGAAGCGCAAGCUGGAGGCGCGCCGGGGCCCCCUGGAGGCCCACGCCGACCCCCUGCUGGCGGGGCCCGGCGGGGGCCUGGUGCUGCUGCCGCGCUACGAGCCCAAGAACGGGCUGGCGUGCGGGCUGGUGGCGGGCGCGGCCGGGGCGGGGCACCGGCGCGGCGGCGGCGGCGGCGGGGCGGCGGCGGCGGCGGCCUGUCGUCGACUGCAGGAGCUGGAGGCGCAGGUGAAGGCGGGACGGCGUCGGCUCUUCACUCAGGAACAGCAGAGCGGGCGGCAGGAGGAGGAGGAGGAGGAGGAAGAGGAGGAGGCCCUGUGUGGGGAGGAGGAGGAGGAGGACGAAGAAGAGGAGGAGGAGGAGGAGGAGGAAGAGGAUGCAGGUGUUCUCAGUGACCAGCACAAGUGUAUUUACAAGGGGAAAUCUAUGUCUCUGACCAACUUCUUCAGGAUAGCUCGGAACACCAUGACCAUGUGCUUUAACAAGGACCCCGGGGAGGCCGAGGUGGAGCAAGAGUACUGGAGGAUCGUGGAGCAGAGAGACUGCCACGUCGCAGUGCAUCAUGGGAAGGUGGACACCAGUACUCACGGGAGUGGAUUCCCAACGGGGAAAUCAGAGCCAUUUUCAAAACACGGAUGGAACCUCACCGUCCUGCCUAACAACUCUGGAUCCAUUCUGAGGCAUCUGGGUGCUGUACCCGGGGUGACCAUUCCCUGGCUGAACAUUGGCAUGGUCUUUACUACCUCAUGCUGGUCUCGAGACCAAAACCGCCUUCCAUACAUAGAUUACCUACACACUGGUGCUGACUGCAUUUGGUAUUCCGUCCCUGCGGAGGACAAGGCCAACCUGGACAAGGUGGUCCACACUCUGCUCCAGGCCAACGGCACGCCCGGGCUGGACAUGCUCGAGAAGAACAUCAUGAUCUCCCCGGAGGUUCUGUGUCGUGAGGGCAUCAAGGUGUACCGCACGGUGCAGCGCUGCGGGGAGUUCGUGGUCUGCUUCCCCGGGGCCUUUGUGUCCAAGGUGUGCUGCGGCUACAACGUGUCGGAGACGGUGCACUUCGCCACGCCGCACUGGAUGGACCUGGGCUACCAGGCCGCCAAGGACCUGAAAUGCCGGCGCAUCGCGAAGCCCUUCUCCAUGGAGAAGCUGCUGUACCAGAUCGCCUCAGCCGAGUCCAAGAGGGACAACGGCCUCCUGCUCAACACCAUCGCUGCCCUACUCAAAGACCUCAGGAACAUGGAGAUGCGCCAGCGGGAGGAGCUGUUCCAGGCGGGCCUGCUGUCGUCGGCGCGCUACGGCACCCACGACGGCAGCCUGGGGCCCACCGAGAGCCGCAAGAAGCCGCGCGGGAAGUGGCUACCGCUGGAGUCCUCCGAGAGACGCUGCCAGACCUGCCUGCACCUCUGCUACCUGUCCAUGGUGGUCCAGGAGACGGACAACGUGGUCUUCUGUCUGGAGUGUGCGCUGCGCUACGUGGACAAGCACAAGUCCUGCAGGGGCCUCAAGAUGAUGUACCGAUACGACGAGGAGCAAAUCAACAGCUUGGUGAACCAGGUGUGCGGCAAGGCCCUGGGGAAGAGCGGCGGAGGCGGCGUGGGGGUCGGUGGAGCAGGCGGGGGUGGAGGAGGAGGAGGAGGCGGGCUGGUGGUGGUGGGGGGAGACCUCCGCCACAGCCCCAGCCAGGGGGUCAAAGCCUCUCCGGCCAAGCGGGGGCCUCGCAAGCGUGCCACGGUGGAGGUGUCCCUCUCUCGCCUCAGCUCCGCCCACAUGCCCAAGGCGGCGGCGGCUGUGUCCUGAGUGACCCCUGAACCCCCCCCCCCAUUCAUCGCCCCUCGCCCAUGCCCUGCAUAAGCCCCCCCUCUUGCCUUCCGUCAUGUUUUUUUUCUUUUACCUACUCUCUUCCCAUGCCCCCCCCCCCCCAGACUGCCCACCCAUAUUCAAAAUAUGAUUGUGAGCUUUAGACGCAAAGAUGACCCCGUGAUAUUCACCCUCCCCCCUUAGUAUGACAAGCUUGCUUCUAAGAAAAGGAAAAAAAACGGAAACAGCGAGAUGUCAGUGUUUUUUGCACUAGCGUGAAAGAAGAAUUUAUUUUUGUUUGACUUGUUUCUCUUCUAACUUUCUUCGAGUCGUCCAUUCUUUUGUUUUCGCUCCCUAGCAUUAAGUGUGAAGUUCACAGGUGGACAUGAUGAGCCGGAAAAUAAACUCCUACCCCCCCCCCUACCCUAAACACCAACCGACACACCCAAACAUGAAGAGGGUAACCGUGGUUACCCAGCUGCCUCCCCUCCCCACUUUCACUUCCUUUUCCCUCACAACACAGGCUCCUCAUCACGAAUCACUUAACUGUGAACGCAAGAACAGACGAUAGGGACGUUGGUUUUAACUAAAAUCCCCCCCGACCCAGUUUUUAAUGUAACGUUUAAGUGACACCAAGUAGUGACCCAAAGUUUGGCUCUGUCCUCGCUUCUCAGGACGAGUGGAGUCCAUUUUAUUUUGUUGUUUGUUUCUCUGCCUCGAAACGGCCCCCUUGUGGUUGUUGCCGACGGGAGGGGUCCGGCGAGACGAGGUGAAAACUUGAAAAAGGCGGAUAACGUUUUAUUUUCAUUGACUUUGUUUAUUGUUCUUUUGAUUAUGUUCUGUUGUGGGUUUUAGCUUUUUACUAGCUCAUUUUUUUUCCCCCUCGCGAGAAGUCUUCUGUGUAUUUUCUACUUUGUCGCCGACAUUGCUUCCUCUUGGGUGUACUUGAGGACGGAGGCUUUGCCCUUCCCCUUCCUCUCAGCAGGGAGCCAUACCUCCUGCACUCGCGAGGGGGAACUGUGCCUGAUACACUGCGAGGAGGUCCAUGUUAUUUGGUGCUUUUGGUUAGAAUUACUGUAUAACAAUACAAAAAGAUGAAAGAUCCGGACAGGAGGGGGGGAGGCGGGGGGGUUGGGAGUCAGCAGUUGGUCGAGUCCCUUCCCCCCUACCUCCCCCGUCCCCCCUGUCCCGUCCCAAAGGGCGGGAAAGCGAGAGAGAGGGAGGGAGGGCUUUUCCCGCUCCUAAAUGAUGUGCAAUCGUGUUAACAUUCCAUUCUUCCAGUCGUCUCGUUUCAGCUGUACCGGUAAACAUAUGAAUUAUUAUAUUAUAUUAUAAUUAUUUUUGGGUGUUUUUUCUUUUCUUUUUUUUGAGAUCUUUUUGUUUCCUCUUGUUUUUUUUUUUAUCUAAUGUGCUAUUUUGAGUAGAGCCACUAGUCAAAGAGUGUAAAAUGUGAAAUACAGAGUCCCACAUUGUUUUUGUUUCUCUCCUCUUUGCCGCUGAGACUUUUCAUUGGAUUCCCCCACCUCCCGGCUUGCCCGCCCCAAUUUGCAAAUGUAUUGAGACUUAAAACGGCAACGACAACGAAAAUCUCCCUUUUUGUGUACAUAAUCCUGUAUAUUUCUUUAAAAAAAUACUUGAGCCUUUUUUCUUGGGUGAAGGAAGAAGGAAGGAAGGCAGGGGGAGAGGGGGAGAGAGAGAAUACUUUCUGGUUAAGGAAGAGGAGGAGGAGGUGCCGAUGAAGAAAAAGCCUUACAUUAUCCUUUCUUCAUCCAUGUGAGUUGUGACUGGGUUGCUCCAUUUUAAAGCGUGUAUAAAAACAAAAUUAAGUGCUGCUUAUAUCAGUAAGAAAGGAGACGAGGAGUAGCAACCCCACCCCCCCACCCCUCCCCCACACACACACUCGCCCCCCCCCCCCCCCCCCCCCCCCCCCCCCAACCUAGUUCUGUUUGUUUAGCUUUACUUUUUUAAAGAAAAGGGAAAAAAAAAUGAUAUCAUCACAAAAAAAUGGGUUUUUACAUUUUCAUUACUGAAAAUUCAAGGAGAAUCUAGUAGCUACUCAUGUUGCACUGAGCUUGCCAGUGGUGACUGUCAAGAAUAAAUCCUACUAUCCAGUUUGUUGGUCGUCCUUCCUCCCAGAAGAAUGAACUGUUUUAGGACUAUUUAAUGAAACGCCAAGUCGGGCGUUUUCAACAUUUAAACUAAAUAAAAUAAGUGGUUGUCGAGUUUUUAUGGCCUUACGAUAUAUUUUAUUCAAACCGGUCUUCUUUGCCCCGGACACUCUGGUGCAGUUAUGUUUUUUUGAGUUGUUCUGCAUUUUCUACAGUAUAAAGUACUUUACUCUGGGGUCCAUGGGCCACUUAAUUUAUUAGUACCGUGUCUCCGCCUUUCCCACACGGAAAGAGAGUCCCAUGUUGGUUGUAUUGACAGUUUUUUACUUUUUGCAGUUUAUACCUAAAGGUUUAAUAAAAACUUGCUGACAAUUCACUGUCAUUUCCAA